CAAAUACAGGCAUAAUACAUUAAAUACAAGGCUAGGGUGUGAAUUCUAAACAAAACAUAUUACCUUAUUUCAACUUGAUAAACCUCUAAAAAAAGUUGCGUAAGUGUUCUGUUUCAGUUAGAUGUCAAGACCUUUCCUUUGAUAAUCUCUACAGCUCGUUAUCUCAUUAAAAAGCUAUUUUUAUUUAACCUCAUGCUGUAUAUAGCCGUAAGAAGUUUAACAAUCUGUACCAGUUGUUCAGUUUUAGUCUAGGGUCCAGAGCAGCUCUCAGGAGGAAGCGGUCCACAUCUGAUUCUUCAGCAAGAAGUUGUCAGGAAGCUAAGUGAGCAAUGGGUGCUGAUAAUUCUACAAUGGAAGAUAUGAUGGCCGUGGAUAUCCACUAUUGGUACAAUAAGUUUAUGCGUGACUCUCCAUCUGGUCUUAUAACUGUGUAUGAACUUAAAGCAAUCCUCGGUCUUCAGGGAAUGAAUGAAGAAGCAAAUGGAUAUAUUGAACAAGUAUUUGCAACGUUUGACAUGAAUAAGGAUGGAUACAUAGAUUUUAUGGAAUACGUUGCUGCACUAAGCUUGAUUUUAAAAGGAAAAAUUGACCAGAAGCUGAAGUGGUAUUUCAAAUUAUAUGAUGCUGAUGGAAACGGAAGGAUUGACAGAGAAGAAUUGCUUAGCAUAUUUAAGGCAGUACAAGCUAUCAAUCGGCACACUGACAUGUUGCCAGAAGAGAUCACAGCCUUGGUGUUUGAUACAAUAGACAAAAAUGGAGAUGGUGAAUUGACAUUAGAAGAGUUCACCAGUGGAGCGCAACAACACCAGGUGAUCAUGGACAUAAUCAAAAAGACCCUAGACCUCUCAAAUGUCCUGAAAGUCAUCAAAAACGGCAGAAGGAACAGUGUUUAAUAAAAACUCUUUGCAGACCAGGUUACAGGACUGGGCUGAAGAACUAGGAAAGCUCCAUUACUUUGUUUGGGAUUUGGGGAUUGUUAGGCACUUUAGGGAAAGAAAGUUUGCACUGUUUUCCUAUAUUGAUUAUGACUAAAUAAAUAUGCAGGAAAGCUGCUGAAGAGAGAACUAGAACAUGGGAAUAUUCUGUAGUACUCUGAUGCCACAUGAUAACUGGUGUGGUGUCUGGAAUAAAA
Polyodon spathula (Mississippi paddlefish) is the source of this 1132-nucleotide messenger RNA. Its product is annotated as guanylyl cyclase-activating protein 1-like. The record is from RefSeq and is a predicted model, not a curated record. Gene Ontology annotation, molecular function: calcium ion binding; calcium sensitive guanylate cyclase activator activity. Lineage: Eukaryota; Metazoa; Chordata; Actinopteri; Acipenseriformes; Polyodontidae. Bases 330 to 893 code for a protein of 187 amino acids. The transcript has 4 exons.